Cimex lectularius (bed bug) is the source of this 5716-nucleotide messenger RNA. Its product is annotated as putative leucine-rich repeat-containing protein DDB_G0290503. Lineage: Eukaryota; Metazoa; Arthropoda; Insecta; Hemiptera; Cimicidae. The transcript has 4 exons. The record is from RefSeq and is a predicted model, not a curated record. The coding region runs from base 127 to 5691 and encodes 1854 amino acids.
AAACUCAUAUGAUCGAUUUGUUCAAUAUGUGAGUAGACGGAAGACGUUGUUUUCUCGAAAUCAUGUUAAAAAAUAAUAAAAAUUAAGUGAAAGGUAUGAGCAAGUUUUGAAUUUUAUUGAUCACAGAUGAAGGAUUUUGGAGAGGAAAUUUCUCGUCUCCAUACGGUCGAGGAGGACAUCAAAGAGCUCAAGUGUAAGAUGGAGCCGUUCACCUGCGGCGGCGUGAAGAGGAAGGAAAACGCCGAUGUGGCAGGUGCGAGAAUAUCAGAGGGGCUGGACACGUUCGAUCAGAUUCAGCUGCUCUUCGAAGACCUGAGGAAGGUAAAGGUCAAGAUCGAAGAUCAUCUGCUCACGGCCUCCGACGCCCCGUUCUCCAAAAACACCAACGAGAUCAAGCACAAGCUGGAAGAAAUCAGAGCGGAGUACACGAGCAUCCUCAGCAACGUCGAAAGAAGCCACAAGGAAGUAAAAAGUUUAAAAGACAAUCUGGAAUCCUUCGAUAACAACGACAAGCCGGAAACUGCACUGGAAGAUUCAACAUAUGAUCCUAACAUACGGAAUUUGAAUUUAAAGAAUAUAAACAAUGAAACAAAAAUCAACCAGCCCAACAAGUCGACUCUUGUUUAUCAACUAAAAACAGAAACCACUCACCCUAUUGGGGGUUUAAUAAAACCGGAAGAAUUAGGACUAACUGUGAAUAAUUCGAGAAUAAAAUUGCAUAAAACUAGGUCCGAGGUAACCGAAGAAACUACUACGACCCGACGGACUAACAGUGAAUACCAAACAGAAACCGUCUACAAAGCGAAUAAAGCAUAUAACAAGUCUGAGGAACAAGAAACCACGUACGAACGCUCCCCUUCGGAUUCGGGACACAAUGUCAAUUUUGAAGCGGAAUACAAAGACAAGAAACAUCAUUCUCUUGAAGAAGACUUGAUAUCUAUAAAGUCCGACUUAUCGCCCCCGGUGAGCGACCGUGCACCUAGUCCUAAACAAUGGAAAGAAGCGAAACCGUAUUCAAAAAGUAGAUUAAAAAACGGUCGAAUAAAAGGUAUGAAACACGGUUUUAAACCGUUAGUUGUAAACCGAAUUUCUCCGACCGAGCAGAAAUAUAAAAAUUCCCAUUCUGCACCAAGCAUGGCUCACACCACCAGUAAUCAAAGGGCCGGUAUGCACCACAAAACCACAAGCAAGACGAAAAUUUUCAGCGAGGACUUCUACUCCAACGAUGACGUAGAAUAUGACAAUCGAAUGUAUGAUGUUGACAAACCUUCUUCCAAUCCCGUCUUGCAGAAACGAGGGGUAGGUCCGGUUAAACAUUCGCUAAUGAAAGUGACUCAAUCCAGACAAGAUAACAAAAGUAUAAUGUCUAUCGUCACGAACGACGAUGCCCGAACAUCCAAAAUGAACCUUGCUUUAAAAGGAUCUUCAACACCCGACACAAUAAAAAAGAAAAUGGACCUGAAAGAAAAAGAGAUCCAAUCUCUAAAAGACGCGUUAAAAGCUGCCGAAAAGAGCAACUAUAAAGAGGCAGAUCGACUGAGAUCCGCAAAACUGAGCGACGUGGACAUAUCUGAAAAACUGCUGCACAAAAGUUACGAAUGCGACGAGCUUCUGGAAGAGAACAUCAAACUCAGAAAAGCUAUCGACCAGAUGGGAAUAGAAAUUCGGGAUUUAGAACUAGCCAAUCUACAAUUGAAAAAUGCCAAAGGGUCUUUAGAAAUUUUAAAAGAAAAGAACGCGGAAGAAAACUCCGAGCUGCUGAAUCGCGUGCAAAUUUUACAGGAAGAACUUGACAAAUGCCGUGAAAUAAGCGACUUGAAGGAACAGCUGUCAGACGAGCUUGCAAGAGUCAUGAUGGAAUUAAACGAAUGCAAGGACAUAAACAAAGAACAAAAAAACAAGCUGAAUUCAUUAAAGAAAGAUAAGGACUGCAAAAUAUCAGAUUUCGAAAAGAAAAUCGAAAGUCUGAAGGCAGAAAAUCAAGAAAACAAAUCGAAACGAAAAGAGUUAGAAGACAAAAACAAAUUACUAGAAAAGAAAAGCGACGAACUGAAGAAAUCAUACGAGAAAAAAUUGGCAGAACAGACCGAUCGCUUGAAGAUGGCUGAAGCAAGGGCAUUAAAACUUGAAGAAAAAGUACCAUCCUUUGACGUGCAGCGAGAAAUAGAUGAUCUGAAACGAACCAACAAAUUCCUCAAUGACGAUCUUGUGCGAUUAAAGGAACAAAACACAAGCCUGCAGUACGAAAAAGUGGAAAUUUCUAAACAAAAAGAAAGGUGUGAAAAGGUGCUCAAUACCAUUGCCAACGAAAACGAUAGCUUGAAGAGUGAAAGGAUGCUUAAUGAUUGCGCCUGUCGAGAUCUCGAAAACGAGCUGGCCUUACUCAAAUCUGAAAAAAUGCGACUAGACCAUAUUGUCAAUACCACGAACGAAAGGAUGAUGGAAAUGAACGAAAACAAAAAUCAAUUAAUAAAUAGGUUGACCGAAGUGGAACAGCAGAAAGCAAACCUGCUCCAGGAUAUGGACCUUGCGAAUCAAGAGGUGUUGAGGCUGAGAGAAGAAAAUUACCAACUGGAUCUUAAAUACCAACAGAUUUCAUUGGAAUCGCGUGAUAAAUGUUCGACGAACGACGACGAUUCCAACGAUGUAGAACAGUUCGAUGAACCUUCGGCUCACUCGGCUACAGGGGCUUCGAAACCUUGCUGCCCCCCGGCGAACAACACAGCAGCAAGCCAAAACGUUCGAGGAUACGAAUUCUCGAUUAACAGCGGAAUUCGAAGGAGUAAAGUUCACGGGCAGAUUCAAAACAAAUCGGCAGUAGAAAGUUCGACGCAAGUGUUUGCAAUCGCAAUCCCAACAACAGAGGGCGACGGACGUUCCAAGGGUGAAUGCAAAAAACGACUUCCUCAGAGGAAAAAAUCGGUUCAGCAUCCAACACCAAUAGAUAAGCACCCUGAACACAAAAAUUCUUCAGAUUUAUGUAUUUUUCACGCAAGAAUGCCGAGAGGAAAGUUUGCCGACGACGAAUUUAAAGAGCUGAAAGUGAAGCUCGCGCGGACUGUGAGCCAUUUCAACGCCUUGCAAAAGGAGAACCACUGUCACAACAGACCGUCGAAAACCAAAGAUCUCGAGUUGUUGACUGGUCAAGUCAUUCUUCAGCAGUUGAGGCUCCUUUUCGAAGAUCUGAGGAAAAUCAAGGGUGAAAUAGAAAAUAACUUCUUUAACACGGUCCACGGCGAUAUCGGCGGCGUCAACGGAGCAAGGCACAAGCUCGAACGAGUCAAAGAAGAGUACCUCAAACUCUUGUUCGAUGUAGAAGAAGGCCGCAGAGCGAUCGGCGUGCUAAGGAAUAAUAUGAACUGUAUCAGUGAAGUGUCAUCUGGAAAAUUGUCAAAAGAAUACAACUCACCUGACGAAAACGGGGUCACAUGGAUACGGGAAAAAUCGAAGUCGGAAGAAGAAAUUCGCCAUCCUUGCAGUCCUAGCGAAAAAUCGACGUACGUCUAUCAUUGCAACACAGCCGUCGGAGGUCGCGGUAAAAAUGUCGGGAAGGCAAAGGGGAAAAAAGAAGCGAGCCCUCCUCCGAAGGAAGAAGGAGACGUACCAGAAGAGCUGGAUCAAUAUUUAUCUUAUAUUUUCAAAAUCGAAUGUGAAAACAACUCAUUGAGAGAGCAGAUAAAUCAACUUCAGUCUGAACUGUGCAAAGUCACGUCGAAUUUCGGGGAAAUCCAUUCCAGUCUCGGGCUCGCGUCGUCGGAAAACAAAGCCAGACAAAUGGAGCUGGAGAAACUGAACAACGAAGUCAAAGAGCUGAGGGACAGGAUAUGCGUGGCGGACAGAACUGUUCAAAAUCUCACUGAAGAGAACAGCCGACUGAAGAAAGGCCCUAAAGUCGUUCAAGAGGAACCGCAAAGAGAUUCUUACAAUCCUGCCGGUUCGAAAUCUCAAAAAACUGAAAUGCGACGACUCCAAACCGAGCUCACAUCGGCUCUCAAAAAGAACGAAACUUAUCAAGUAGAACUAAAAGAAGCUGUUGAAAUUGUGAGAAAACUGACGACACAGCUGGAAAGCAAAGAGAAGGAAAUAGACAAUUUACACACGAUAAAGUUCUCUUUGGAGAAGAAAGCGCAAGAGAGAAGCUCGAAAGAUUCUGAAUCGGCAAAGUCUUCAAAAUCUCAGGAAGUUAUCCUAGCACAGAAACUAUUGGAAAAGAGUUACCAGAUAGAGGCUCUCAUUGCAGAAAACGGAGAGUUGAAACGGAGGGUAGAAAAUAUGUCGGAUGACGUUAGCAGUUUAGAAAAGAAGAAAGAAUUUAUUUGGAAAAAGAAAGAUGAAAUGGCUAAACAAAUACAGUCUCUUUUAACUGAAAACGCGGAUCUGAGUAAGUCGUUAGAUGAUAAAUUACACGAAAUAUCUACUACACGGGCGUUGUUAACGCGUAUAGAAAAUUCGUUAAAAAGUGAGCAGAGAGGACACUCCACGACAAGGUCUGAGCUGACCAAAGUAAAGAAAGAAUUGGCAGCGUUUAUGAAGAAAAUGACGAGUGAUAAAGCCGAAAAAGACGUCGCCCAAGACAAAGCCACGGCGUUGCUCCAGGAAGUAGAGACCAUCGAAAAAAAAUUUAAAGACAUGGAAGAAAAGAAAAACCAAACGGACAAAGAGGCGCAGCUUUUAAAAGAAAAAUUAGACGAAUUAAAAAGCGCCUAUGAGAAAAAGUUCCAUGAGCAAAACACACUGAUGAAACUGAACGAAGGCAGAUUUGAGCAGAUGGAAAGCAAAAUGGCCGAAGUCGCCAAAGAAAACGAAAAUUUAAAAAAGCAGGUAAACGAUUUGAAAAGAAUUAACAAUUCACUUGCCGAAGAAUGCGUAAAGACCGGUCAAGACCAUUUCAAACUCAAGUACGAGAAGAUCGAUUUGGUGAAGAAAGAAGAGAGACUGGAAUUAACGAUUAAGAACUUGAAAUGCGAAAUCGAAGAGCUCAAAAAUUUCAAAGCGGUUCAAUCUUCAGAAAUCCGCGAUCUUGAUAAUAGACUUGGCCAGUUGAAAGAAGAGAAAAUGACGAUUGAAAGCCAGGUGAAAACCUACGAAAGGCGGGUCGCAAGCCUCAUCGAAGAAAACAAACAGCUCACUUUAGAGUUGCAAGACCAAGAACACGCGAAAGAGGAGCUGAAAAAGGAAAUCGACGACACGAAGAGAAACUUGCGAGGCGUGAUCAGCGAGAACUUCAACAUCAGGCUGAAACUGCGCGAAAACACGUCGGACAACACAAAAAGCGAACCUCUGUCCGAUUACUCGACGGAUACAACGGCUGACACGAGCACGGUCAUCCACAAGGGCGCAAAUUUGACCAUCUUGAACGAUUUCCACGGCCAGUUCGACUCUUCCGACUAUCGCCAAUUUCCCGACUCGCCGUCACCCACGAUAAAAAAGAGUUCAACGGCCGUCACGGAAACUCCAGCCAGGACAGGAAUCUUGAAGUGGCCCCAGUGCAGCACCGCGCCUGCCAACGUCGGUGGACACCUCAAUUAUAGCGUGUACAACGUCGAAUUCGACAUUCAACCUCAGGCCGAACGCCACCGCCACAGGAACAGCUCGUACUCAGCCAUUCCUGACAUCUCAUCCGACGAUCUUCAGAACAUUUACUUCAAUACUGUUUGCGAAAAUAAGUCUUGUAACAAACUGACUCAAUAAAUUUUCUCCAUCGUCAUGAUUUUAA